UCUUCCAGCAACACCAGAUACUCGCGCCCGCCUUUCCACCCCUCCACAGCAGCAACACCAGCGACAUCCCAAUACUUCACGAUGGACGAUAGCACAACUGAGCUCACCGAGCGCUUCGAGCGCUAUUGUAAUACGAAAGACAAUGCUUUACCUCCCGAGGUGCUCGCAGAGUUACGGUUAAUGUUGAACUUAUAUUCGAUCUCUGCCGAGGAGUUGGAUUUCAAAUGGCAGGCCUACAUGAUGAAGAUUGGAGGGGAGGAGAACACUAUGGAUUUGAAAACAGUUCGAGAUUUCAAGAAGGUCACACAAGAUGCGCUCGAGAGGGAGAGUAGAGGGAAAGCGCAACAACACAAAAGUGACGCAAGAAAGGUUGCAUCAACACCAAGGACCGCGAAGGCUGGGGACAUGUACGAUAUGUUGGGUGGGAUGAUACAAACACCGCGUGCCGGCGGAGUGAAUGGCAGCGCAGCGAAGCGGAGAUCAAAUUUCGACACGCCAGCCAGCAAAGCGAAUAAGGGUCAUGAGAUGAGCUCUCCAGGAGGUAUUGUGCCUUCGAAGACAGAAGCUCACGACGGAACCACAUUUGACUUCUCCACCCGCAAAAACGCAGGCGGUAUCAGCGAGCAAUUGAACGGUCAUAUUGCUUUACCAGAACCACCAGAAGAAGAAGAAUACCCAAUGGAAGCACGCAUAAAGCUGAAAGCCAAUACGGAUAUGUCCAAAUUCUCCUACAAGACCAUGGCGAUGAAGCUUUCUGAAGCAUCAGAAGUCCUCGACGACCGCAUCGAUGAAUUUCGCCAAUUAAUACAAGACCACCUCAAACUUGAAGACAGCGCCUUCGGAAACCCGUCAUACCAAUCCCCGAGUGAGAUAAUCGCCGUUGGACGUAUAUGCUCAGACACAAGCGAAGGAAAAUUGAAUCCUGCGUCUCUUGUACUAGAAGGAUCACGGAGAUGGGGCUCAGGUCGACGUGUUCCACUUAAAGUAGAGACUCUGGUGUCAUAUAAUUUCUUUCCAGGGCAAAUUGUCGCAGUUCGCGGCACCAAUGCUUCAGGAAAUGCGUUUGUCGUCGCCGAGGUUCUCUCGCUCCCACUCCUGACCCAGCCCGCUACCACACCUGCCGAUCUCGAUGCCCACAAUGCACGCUACCUUGACUCUGCCGAAUCAGACCCUUCGAACGUGCGUCCUUUGCAAGUCUACAUAGCGUCUGGACCAUACACCACAGACCAGGAUCUAGACUUUGCACCUCUCCAUACACUUCUCGACAAUGCUGCGUCCGCAAAAGUAGAUGCUGUGGUUCUUCUUGGACCUUUCCUUGACGCUGAACACCCCAGCAUCCGCUCAGGCGACUUCGACAUUCCCUCACAUCUCACCAACCCAGACCAAGCAACUAUGACUGAUGUCUUCCGUCAUUACGUUUCCUCUCCCCUGCAAGAUUUCAUUGAUCGCACACCGAAAUGCAACGUCAUCCUGGUACCUAGCCUUCGAGACGCACAUCAUCAUCACGCCGCGUUCCCACAGGACAAGUUCUUGAAAAGGGAGUUGGGUCUCGGCGCAGCAGGUAAAAUGGUGCAGUGCAUCACUAACCCCAUGACCCUCUCGAUGAAUGAAUUCAUCAUGGGCAUGAGCUCUAUCGACAUCCUCGACAUGCUCCGCCGAGAAGAAAUCACGGGUGGCAAAGCAAAAGGCAUCAACCUUUACGAGAGAGGCGCCAGAAAUGUGAUCGAGCAAAGAACUUUCCUUCCCUUGUUCCCACCCACAGCCAGGGAGAAGCUAGCUGCGCCGGCGACAGUAGAAGAGAAUCUGCACAAAGAGGGAGGCGAGUCCGAGGGCAGUCUGCAAGGACCGUCUCCUUUCCUCCCUCUUGGUACUAUGAUGGAUACGUCGUAUCUCAAACUCGGCGAGAUGUUGAAUGUGAGACCUGAUGUUCUGAUCACACCCAGUGUGCUCCAGGGAUGUGUUAAGGUUGUCGAAUCCGUUCUCGUCAUCAACCCCGGUACACUGAGCAAGCGUCGGGCAGCGGGAACGUAUGCGCGCUUGGUCAUUCAACCCGCUAAUGUGAGCGACGAGGAGCGGGAGAAGGGAUCCGCUGUAGCGAACAAACUUUGGGAACGGACAAGGGUGGAUAUUGUCAAGAUAUGA
This is a messenger RNA of Periconia digitata, 2142 nucleotides long. The record is from the annotation of a GenBank genome assembly. NCBI's taxonomy places the organism in Eukaryota, Fungi, Ascomycota, Dothideomycetes, Pleosporales, Periconiaceae.